AUACCGAUAUGCAACUGGAACACCUUAAACGGGGUAUCAAUAUGGGCAAGGUGCUUCUUUUUCGACUCGGUUGACAAAAUAUCUCACCGGAUAUGGUUCAACUACAACCCGGUCGUUCUGGGGGCAGUUUCAAUGCAAUUUUCAGGUGGGACGAGAUCAAAAUUGGCUCUGCUCCCCGAUUUGGAUCUGCUGUUGGAACCAACCCCAAUGCUGCUCGCUUUUAUUCCGGUGGAUCAAUGGGUUGCCGCACCGGCCUCAGAUCUCGACCCGGGUGAGAAACAGCCUUCUAUGGAAAUCGAUGAGAGAUGCGAACAAAGGCUGCGUAGGCACGAGUAUCAAAGCUUCAGUCCCAGCGUAAACGCCCCUUAUGGUUUCGAUACUAGUACCAGCAGCUUCCCUACCACCACCUCGCCCAAGAUCUAUUCCGGUUCCAGUCGCAGAACCACCGGGCCCAUUAUUGACCCAGUGACCAGGGUAGAGCUAGUUGGAGAGACAUUACCUAGCCCUUGUCCGAAAAAGUGGUUGUUCCACCACCGGAAGCAGAGGAAGCUAACCGAGUUGACUAAGAAUCAGUCGUUUACCUCGACUUUGAACCCCAAAAUAUGCCUGUCUACCUCUAUGAGGAGCAGUAAGUUCACCCCCAACAAAGCUAUACUCCUUCUCUGCCAGUUCGAGUUACCAUUGUUGAUCCAUCAGCUCGAUAUAAUUGACCUCAGCACCUCCAUUUCCGGUAACCAUUCCUGCCAUCCACUCUGCCAUGAGAGUUUUUAUGUUCGUCUUCUAUGUGAUCCUCCUCUGGUCGUUGCAGUUUUCUCUUCGGUUCCCGACGGGCUCACCCGUCACGGCUCUUCCCUCUUCUUCGUCCUCUGCGCUCUUGUGUCCAUAAUAACGGCUCAAUUCUUAAACUUUAAGUUUGGGACGUUCCAAACGUUUGCUCUUUGCAAGAUUCUCAGGAGAGAAUGCCCCAAAGCCCCCUUUCUCCAAUUGAAAUUCCAGAGGGAUAUCCUUUUAGAGACGCUCUCCUGGCAUUAG
Messenger RNA from Striga asiatica, 1032 nucleotides. Lineage: Eukaryota; Viridiplantae; Streptophyta; Magnoliopsida; Lamiales; Orobanchaceae. The record is from the annotation of a GenBank genome assembly.